GGAACAUGCAUGUAAAGGGUUUGAAGUGUAUUGCAGUAAUAUGAAGUCUACCUUAAAUAAAAGGGCUGUGAAAACUGCGGCUGGGUGGGUGCACUGUGGACAGUGUCUUGCAAUCUCUCAGGGUUAGUAACAUCUCAGGAGAACCAGUUAGGAGACUGUGAGUUGGAAUUGGGUAAAGGAUCCCUUGAAUCAGUAUAAAGCCUCACAAUGUGCCUCUGCAGCGUCCUCCUCUGCAAAGUGCUGCUGCAUUAAAGGAAAAGGGAGGGGAGUCCGGUGGACAGUGUUAUCAACAGUCCCUGUGUAUGUUGUAUUCUGAUAGUUCAGAGGUGAAAAGGACAUCCUAGCAUGUAAAUGAAUUGUAAACGUGUGAUAUCUCAGUAUUCAUCUCUCUUUGAAAGAGAACGGUGGAGGAAGAAGUAAAUGGCCUUAUAUUAAUUAGUAUAGCUAAGUACUGGUGAUGGAUCUCCUUCAAAAUCAUCCUAAUGACCUUUUGUUCCCUGAAGAACUCCAACUUGUCAAAAGACAUGAAAUUGGAUAAAAGAUCCUUGGGUCCUGAUUCUGUCAUCUCAGACCUGCUUAGACGUCUUCAGGGGAAGUUUGAGUCGCAAGACUGAGGCCCCAGUUCUGCUGGAACACCCUGAAGAUGAGAUUUGGACAUUAGACUCUGUGUCCGAUCCUUUGGGGUUGGUAGAACCUUUUCUUUUAUAUGAUGAAAUAAGAUUGACAGAAAUUUUCAUCAGAUUUAACGUGGGUACCUGGAUGGAGGCCUGAGGCUGGAUGACUCUAAGGGCACUGUGUUGUUUGGAUUUCUGUGUAACCAGUAAGGUAAUAAAGAAGCUGUUUUAUGCUGGUUGGUAAAUCUAAGGAUUGGAAGAUCCACCAAUUCUAUGGGGAUUGUCUGCCCCAUUCUUUGCAGUUCACCCUAAUUGAGUGACCACAGCUGGCUCCCCACUAGCACCCCGGUCACGGUUGCGUAGUCGGCAGGAUGCACAUUACAUUACCACAGGUUUAUUAGGUUUUUGGAUCAGAACCACGUGCUUUUCAAAAUUUAAUUUUGCUAUUGGAGAGUUUAAGGGUUAAAAAUCAGCUCCAGUGAGUGACCCCUGAUCAAGAUCCUGACCGAGAAAGCCUGGAAGAAUUGUGCUCACAGAGGGGUUUGUCUUUUGAGAAAACGGCCCCGGAGCAGGAACUGAAAAAUCUGUUAAUUGCCAGUGAUAAGGAAGAAGAAGCAGCAAAAAUGCUUGUGGUGAGACACCAGCAGCUAGACUUGAACAACAGCAAAACUAGCGGAUGUGGAAGGAGAAGUUGCUGAGAGGGAAUGCCUGUGUUUGAACAUGAACAGAGACUGGCAGAGAGUCGAUUGCAGGAACUCGAAGCGAAGGGAAAAGUGGACAGACUUAAGCUCCAACUCCAGAGAAUAAAGGAACAACAGGAACUGUCUCAUCCUGGAAAGCCAGAUCCUCUCAACACCAGAGAUGGGGAUAGAAUCUCUCCAGUUUGUAACCAUGUUGAUGUUGGACAUCAUCUCGACACUGGUGAGCCUGCUGCAACCCGUGCUUUCAGUGCUGUCGGGGGCUGAGCUGUGUCAAGGCCAGUUCGCCGUCGGAGAGUGCACACCAGGAUAUGGCAUGUGCCUGGAGCCCCGACCUUCUGCACCUUGGUCUGCUAGAACCGCCCCUUUCUGGACCAUGUAAGGACCACCUGGAGCUUCUCCUUCCUCAUCGCCCUGCUCCGCAUCACAAUCAUCAGAAUGCUGUACCCCAAAGAGGAUUAUCAGGGAAAUGGGGGGCAGGAGGUCGCGGCGUCGGCCACAUGCAGCAAAGCCACCAAGCACAGGUUGGUGGUAGAAUCGCAUGUGGCUACGAGAGCCGAGCUGGUGGGGGAACCUGACAUGGCCACUAAAUCCAACAUGGCUGCCAUGGUCCGGCCAGUGGGAGAUUCCAACAUGGCUGCCAACGCCAAGCUGGUUGGCGCAACCAAUGUAGCUGCCAGAUCCAACACGAUUGGCAUCAGUGGUGUGACCAGUUCGCCGGCAGGAACCGAUAUGGCCGCCCGGCCACUCUGGCAUGCUGGAGUCUUCACUGUGUACAUCACUGUGCUGCUGGCUACCGAGAUUGGCUUCCUGUGGGCCGUGCUGGCCCGGCAGUUGCCCAUGGUGUCAGGAGUUUUCUUCCGCGGCUUCCCCAGCACCCCGGCCUGUCCCCCUGCCCUUGAGUGCGUCGUGUGGGGCCAGCCCGACAAGCACAUGGCGCUGGUUAUGUUGGCUUUCACAGCCUGCAUCAGCAUCCUGGUUUGCCUAGGCUAUGGGGGCAUGUGGCUAUGCCAGGCGACCUGUUGUCGUGGGAGACAGGAGAGGGAGCGGGCCCUGGAGGUGGUACACAUGAGGGAGGGGUGUAUGUGCUGUGAUGAGUGUGAAGAGGGGGAGAUGGGGGAAGGCAGGGUGCUGAGUGGGGAGUGGGAUGCCGGGAUGGGAGUGAACCAGGAACGGAAGGACUGGGGAGAGGUGGACAAAGGACUGGAGGAUGAGACGGGGGGGGACCAGGAAUGGAGCCUACUGGGAGGAGAGGGGAGGAGACUGGGUUCGCUGUCUGACCCCCCCCUGCUGAGUCCCAAGGCCAUAGAAGCAUUCAGCCAAAUGGAUGGUGUUGAGACGGGGGACUACGACCUGUUCAAACAGGCUUUGUUGCGGCAGUUUGAACUGACCCCCGAGGCGUACAAGAAACAAUUCCAGGGUGUGUGCAAGGCCUCAGGUGUCACCUACAAGGAGGUUGCCAACCUGCUGGAGGAAUAUCUCCGUAAGUGGGGGAAGGGCACAGGGGCCACUACCGCAGAGGAUGUGUAUAACCUGGUAGGGUUGGAGCAGCUGUAUGACAUCUGCCCUCCGGACCUUAAGAUGUGGCUAGUGGACCGGAAGCAUUGCGGCGUUGUAGUCAUUACCGACAAGGUGGCUGUGCUCUGGGACGAGAUCAGCUCACAGACGAAGAAUAGCUAA
Messenger RNA from Chrysemys picta bellii (western painted turtle), 2992 nucleotides. NCBI's taxonomy places the organism in Eukaryota, Metazoa, Chordata, Testudines, Emydidae. The record is from RefSeq and is a predicted model, not a curated record.